CCACGCCCAUCAAUCAGUUCAGUUCAGUGUUUUGGCAGGUAGGUGGCAAUGUCACUGGCAUCAAGGCUAGCUCUAGUGACGGGAGGAGGCACAGGAAUCGGACGAGCAGUGUGCCAGCAGCUGGCCAGAGAGGGAGCAUCAGUAGCAGUGGCCGGCAACAACCUCUCCGACUGCGAAGAGACAGUCUCAACUAUUCGGGCAGAGUCCGGGAGCUUCGAUGCCUCCUUCCACCCAGUGGAGGUGGACGUCUCAGACUCGCACCAAGUCUCUCGUCUUUUCUCUUCCAUAGCCAGCAAAUUUACUGGUGGUCCUCAACUGAGUGCGGUGGUGAAUGCUGCAGGAAUCACACGAGACAAGAAUCUACUGAAAAUGACAGAACAAGCAUACGAUGAAGUCAUCAAAAUCAACCUAAAGGGAACAUUCCUGGUGUCUCAGGCUGCGGCCAGGCUCAUGGUGGAACACAGUGUGACAAAUGGUUCCAUUGUCAACAUUGCCAGCAUCACUGGGAAGCUGGGAAACUUUGGCCAGGCAAACUACAGUGCAUCCAAGGGAGGUGUUAUGUCUAUGACUCUAACGUUUGCCAGGGAGUUGGGAAGACACGGUAUUCGCUGCAAUGCAAUCCUACCAGGGUUUAUCAGCACCCAGAUGACUGAUGCUAUACCAGAACCAGUCCGCGAACAGAUUAAGCAAUUUGUGUCCCUGGGAAGAUUUGGAAGACCAGAAGAGGUUGCAGAGCUGGUAGCCUUUUUAGCUUCUGACCGGAGCAGUUACAUUACUGGUUCACUCAUUGACAUCAACGGAGGACUCAGUUACUAAUUCCAUUCAGAGGCAUUACACAAGACUGAUUAUGAGCUUAGAUAGUACAGAACAGAGACUGGUGCAAGUGAUACAAGAUGUGUACGUGUAUAGCAGACUGAGUGGACUAAGAGAUAAAUAGCACUGAAUGUAAAAUAGAGUGAUAAUCAUAGAGAUACGGUUUUUUUUUAUUAAAAAAAGUUGUUUUCAUUAUCUGAAGUGAGGGUGAACCAAAGUGAGAAGCGUAAAAUGAAGUGACAGGAGUAGAUAAGUAGUACAAUACAGAUUGAGUAAGGGGUGCUUUUUCUCCUACAGUAAAGAUUGUAGAGUGUGAGAGUGUGUCGGUCUGCCAGUUCCUCGUUCUCAACUACACUGCUGGCACAUCCUCGUGUAGGCCAAAAACAGACGAGAAUACACUUCCUCAAAGUCUCCCCUCAUGAACGGAUCGUGCACCCAGCAGCGGAGCAUUACGUCAUAUAUGGCGUCGGGGACAAUGGCCGGUCGUGCUGGACGCUGGCGUCUGUCCCCCUUCAUGGCGUCAGCGAUUAAUUCCUCGUCGAUUAACUCGUGGUAGGGCUCGUAGCGAGCGAGGGUGUGUAUCUCCCACAUGGUGAUUCCAAACGCCCACACAUCAGACUUCACUGAAAACUUGCCAUAGAACGAUUCGUAUGCCAUCCAUCUGAUGGGGAGAAUAAGCUUCCCGUGGACCCUGUAGUAGAACGAUUCAUAGAGCUUGCGGCUCAUGCCAAAGUCGGAGAUCUUGACGACAAAGUCGUGGCCCACUAGGCAGUUGCGGGUGGCAAUGUCGCGAUGGACAACACGCUGCGAGGCCAGGUAGCGCAUCCCGCUGGCGAUCUGCACCGUCAUAUAGAGUAAAACGAGGGGGGAUAUCUCGUUUUCCUGCAGGAGGCUCACCCCGUCAUCCACCAGGUUCUGCUUCUGAAGAAACUCAUUGAGAUCCCCAUUCUCCAUAUAUUCCAUCAUAAUGAAGGGAGUGCCCACCAUACACACCCCCAGC
Molecule: messenger RNA, 1813 nt
Organism: Geodia barretti
Lineage: Eukaryota; Metazoa; Porifera; Demospongiae; Tetractinellida; Geodiidae
Source: the annotation of a GenBank genome assembly